Molecule: messenger RNA, 1038 nt
Organism: Cydia amplana
Lineage: Eukaryota; Metazoa; Arthropoda; Insecta; Lepidoptera; Tortricidae
Product: superkiller complex protein 8-like
Exons: 8
Coding region: 69-1025 (318 amino acids)
Cellular component (GO): Cdc73/Paf1 complex
Molecular function (GO): protein binding
Source: RefSeq, a predicted model, not a curated record
ACUUAACUGGGUGUAUGUUUGGAUUUUCUAACUAGCUACGUUGAAACGUGAUACUUUCUUAUAACACGAUGCCAGCUUCAACUGCGUAUUCCAUAUUACUGAAGAAAGAAAAUGCUCACGACGACCCAAUUUACUGCUGCGCAUGGGCUAAAACGGCUACUUCUGAAGAUCCGAAGGCACCUUGCAAAGAUUUCAUUGCAACAGGUGGUCUAGAUGGCCUAGUAAAGGUAUGGCUAUUUGAGAACAAUAGAUUGGAGCUAGUGCACUCUCUAGCGGAGCACUCUAUGGCUGUAGUUUCUGUAGCAAUCAGCUUUGACAGUCACACCCUAGCCAGCACGUCUCUGGACUCCACCCUGAUAAUCUGGGACUUGCUGACCGGUCACAAAGUCCAUGAGAUCCAGAACAGUGGCACAGAUGUGUGGAAGGUGGCAUUUUCACCCGAGGGCCACCAUAUAGUCACCGGGAGCCAUACCGGGAAGCUGGGGGUGUAUGGGAUUGAGAAAGCGUCCUUGGAGUGUGUUUUGGAUACUAGAGGAAAAUUUGUUUUAAGUGUGGCUUGGAGCCCUGACGGGAAGUACAUCGCGAGCGGCGCCACAGAUGGCGCUGCGUGUCUCUUCGACGCGGCGCAAGGCAAGCUGCUGCACACCAUACAGGCACACACACAGGCCGUGAACACCGUAACGUUCUCACCAGACUCGUCGCUUCUGCUUACUGCGUCGUCAGACGGGAACGUGCACACCUAUAAUGUCGCGAGCGGGAGUUUGCAAAGCAGUAUGAAACUCACAUGCAGAGCGGCAUCAGCGGCCGCGAGUUCAGACGGUCGCGCCGCCGCUGCGGCUGACGGUGCCGUACGCGUCGCCAGCCUCGACAAACUACAAGGUCUACAUGUUUUCAAGGAGCACACAGGAGCUGUGUGCGGCGUGCAGUUCAACCCCGAAGGCAACAAACUCCUGUCAGUGUCUAAGGACAAGUGCAUUAACAUCUACGAGUGCCCGCCACCGCCUAAAACUGCUGCCAAAAAGUGAUCAAGUAAUGUUA